AAAAGCGGUCCACUUUUUAACCUGAAUAUUUUCAUUUUAUUCUUUUUCUUCACUGAAGAGCUCGAAGAUGGACGGGAUUUCGACUUAUAACAAUUUUAUAGCCUUACAUAAACCGCAACUUCUUUUGUCCGGUGUUCCCGAGUACUUCUGGCAAACAUUGUGUAAGAAAAUUAGUGAUCAGAUCUUCGACUCUGGUUUGGCAUUUCAACUUGUUCAAAUUGACUAUGAAGAUAUUCAAAAAGCUCCUUACGAUCCUUUGUGGAGCGUUAUAGCUAUCAAAUACAUUAAUCGAUCGGAUCCAAGCCACAUAUAUUUAAUAGAUCAUGCAUGGACGUUUAAAGCAAAUAGUAUUAAAAAUAACCUUCGAAACGUUCCUGGGCUUGCCGACAGAAUGUGUAGCCUAAUGCAAAUAACAGCGGAUUCGAUUGAAGGCAAGAUAGAUGAAAUUUCUCAGCAAGUUUGGAAGUAUGCCAACACUUAUGCCAUAGGAGGUAAUGAUUUUUCCAUUGAAGACAGAGUUCCAGUCUGGUAUGUUUUAGAUGAAUUAGGUUCUGGAAUCACUCAUUCAGAUAAUCCUAAUUUUCGAACUGUACCCUUUAUAAAUGUCCCCGAUCAAAUGACUUAUACUUUAUUAUUUCCUGUAGAAAAUGUAGAGGAAGGUGAUGUCAUCACUAGAAAUUUUGUAGAGGGUCAGUUUUCUGAUCCACUUCAAAGAGAAGCUAUGCUUAUUCCCUGGAAACAGUAUGAACAUUUUGAUGAAGAUUUUACUCAAAAAGAACCAGAUGUGAAUUAUUUUCUUGAAGGACAUAUUAGUGAAACUUUACCAGAUUUAGAAUUACUGCAGAAUAGGGAAACACCAACAAAAUUGAAAGUAUAUGCAGAAUAUAGAUAUAUUAAUGAGUUUCUAACUGCACCAGAAUUCCAAAUUGUCCAUAAUGAAAAUAAUGCUGAUAUCUUGUGGUAUAUAAAUCACUUCAAAAAUUUCAAAGAAUUAAGUAUGACUCCUCAUAAAUUUGUCAAUCAAUUUCCUUAUGAAUAUGUUAUAACUAUAAAAGAUUUAUUGCCUAUUGUAUCUAGAAGGUGUGCACAAAAGUAUUCCACCUUACAAUUGGAUACCUAUCCCUUAUGGUUGCCAACUACUUUCAACAUGAAGACUGAAUUAUCAAAAUUUGUUUCAUAUUAUAUGCAGAGAAAGAAGAUUGGGUUAGACAACCACUGGAUUUGCAAGCCUUAUAAUCUGGCAAGAGGAUUAGAUACUUAUAUAACUGAUAAUUUAAACUUUAUGUGUAGACUUCCCUUAAGUGGGCCUAAAAUUGUUCAAAAAUACAUUGAGAAUCCAGUACUUUUUGAAAGACCUGAUGUUGGACUGGUUAAGUUUGAUAUACGUUAUGUAAUAAUUAUAAAAUCGGUUGAUCCAACUGAAGUAUAUGUGUAUAAUAACUUUUUCCUUAGAUUUGCCAAUAAACCAUUUUCAUUGGACAAUUUUGAAGAUUAUGAGAAGCAUUUUACAGUCAUGAACUAUGAACAAGAAGCACAUCUGUUUAAAAUGCUAUGUAAGGAUUUUAAGGAUGCCUGGGCAAUCCAAUAUGCCAAUUACGAUUGGGUUGAAAUUGAGCAAUCAAUCUUUAAAAUAUUAGCUGACCUUUUUACAGCUGCUACAUCUAAGGAACCUCCGUGUGGUAUUGCCAAAAGUCCACAAUCCCGAGCCCUUUAUGCUGCAGACUUGAUGUUAUCCUGGCAUCAAUCAAAUGGUGAGACAGUAGUACGACCUAAAAUACUAGAGAUAAACUGGAUGCCAGACUGUGCUCGAGCAUGUGAAUAUUAUCCUGAAUUCUACAAUGAUAUAUUCUCUUUAAUGUUUUUGGAUAAAAAUGGAGAAACUCUUACCAAAGUUUUGUAAAUUUGUUAAAUUUUAAAAUCGAAACCUAGUCGUGACCAUACAGGGUGAGGCAACCAUUUCUGAAAAUGGACUUGUGAUUAUUUGGAAUAAAAAAAUAGUGAAUGUUGAAUUAUAAACCUUUGUAUUGUAACUAAGAAAAAAAAAGCAUCCACAAUAUUUUAUGGUGAAGAUGUCUCUCAGCUGCCUUCUGUUUCAAUUGUGGUGUGAUGUUUAAUAUUUACUGUAUCAACGAGUAUUUACACUAGAAAAUUACUGUUGUUUUUCGGUUAUGUUUGAUAUGGUGACAUGAUUAUUUUUUUUAAGAAUGGUUAGCAUUCACCCUGUUUUUUCAAACUGAGUGAACCAAAGUAUUAUGAAACUGUUUUCAUAUUGAAAGAAGUUUGUGAAAUUCUGCACUGUGAUAAAAGCUUAAGUUUAUAUUUUGAUACUUAUGACA
Bombyx mandarina (wild silkworm) is the source of this 2336-nucleotide messenger RNA. RefSeq names its product Tubulin tyrosine ligase-like 12 (gene TTLL12). NCBI's taxonomy places the organism in Eukaryota, Metazoa, Arthropoda, Insecta, Lepidoptera, Bombycidae. Gene Ontology annotation, cellular component: cytoplasm. Gene Ontology annotation, biological process: protein modification process. The record is from RefSeq and is a predicted model, not a curated record.